This is a messenger RNA of Alternaria conjuncta, 609 nucleotides long. RefSeq lists its product as uncharacterized. Bases 1 to 609 code for a protein of 202 amino acids. The transcript is spliced from 2 exons. The record is from RefSeq and is a predicted model, not a curated record. Lineage: Eukaryota; Fungi; Ascomycota; Dothideomycetes; Pleosporales; Pleosporaceae.
AUGUACGAGGCUUCGAAGGCUCCAGUUUCCAAGGAUGUUCUGUUACGGACGAACGCCGUCAUGCUCGUCCUAACGUCCGGAUUUGUCUUUGCGCGCGCCGUAUUGCAAAUCGCCAAACGUAAACCGUUCGAGCUGCCAGACUUCUUUGUCUAUUUUGCGUAUUGCUUGUUCAUCGCGCUAUGGGCUUGCUAUCACGUCGUUACGCCACCGAUAUACAGGGCGUAUGCUUUCAUGGAAGGAGAGACUGAAGCGUACGCCACUAUGAAAAACGAUGCUAUUGCAAUGCUGAAGUUCCUCGUGGCUGGUCAGAUCUGCUUUUACACCCUUCUUAUCUCGGUCAAGAUGUCAUUGAUGACGUUGUAUCGGAAGUUGCUCGCUGGGCUGCCAAGCAUCUACAGGAAGAUAUGGUGGGCCUUGGUCGCUUUUUACCUCUGGGCGUGGAUUGGUAGUGUCACUAGCACUUUUACUACAUGCGACGACCUAAACGCGGAGUUCAGAGAGGGCCAGUGCGGCGGAACUCUUGACGAGGACCGAAGAGUCAUCUUCAGUCUCUACUUCGCGUACUCCGUCGAUGUGGCGACCGAUUUAGCAAGUAAGCGCAUCAUUUAA